Molecule: messenger RNA, 967 nt
Organism: Notechis scutatus (mainland tiger snake)
Lineage: Eukaryota; Metazoa; Chordata; Lepidosauria; Squamata; Elapidae
Source: RefSeq, a predicted model, not a curated record
CUCGUGGUUGCGUGUUUAUGUGUCCGUCUGCACGGACCUCCGGCUUUUCUUCCCUGCGCCUUUAGGGCAGAUCCUGCGAAGUUUCUUCCCCCACCCGCCUGCCACUUUGGAGAGAACCGACACGGGAGUGUGUCCCUACGGCUUGCUAAACCCGGUGGGGUUGGCUAAGUAACCCUAAUUGUGGGAAGUUGGGGGCUUCUGAAGAAAUGGAAUUCCCGGACUUAGGACAACAUUGCUGGGAACGGAGCUGCCGACGGCUGGAUUUUCUCCCCCUGAAAUGCGAUGCCUGCCAGGAGCUUUUCUGCAAAGAUCACAUUAUCUACAGCCGACACAAGUGUUCCUCGGCGUAUAAGAAGGAUGUACAGGUUCCAGUCUGCCCCCUUUGCAAUACUCCGGUCCCCGUCAGAAAGGGAGAGACGCCCGAUGUAGCUGUGGGGGCCCAUAUGGACCGAGACUGUCGACAGGAUUCGGCCCAGCAGAAGCAGAAAAUCUUCACCAACAAAUGCUUCCAAGCGGGCUGCAGAAAGAAAGAGAUGAUGCGGCUGGUUUGUGACCAGUGUCACCAGAACUUCUGUCUUCAUCACCGACAUCCUUUGGACCACCAGUGCCCAGGACGGAUUUGGCCUGUCUCCAAAGCUGGGUGUGCGGCUAUAAUGAGGUCCCUGCAAUCCAAGAACAAUGCUCCCAACUGUCGGCUCCUACAAAAUGGAUGCAAAGCAAAAAGUUGAUGUAUACCACAGGUUUCAAACUCAGUUGUGUCAGGUGACAUAUCACGAUGUUUUAUGCGUUUGCAGAGCUGGGAUGGGCGUGGCCUGCAUCCGGCCCACGGCCCCCUCCAGUUUGACAGGCCUGAUGUCUACAGUUGGGAUCGAAAUCUAUCUGAAGUCUGUGGAUAACUGUCCAUCUUUAGCUCUUAAAAAUUAACUGUACUCUUUUGCACAUUUUCUGAUUAAACGAUUUCCUCAUA